AGUGCCACGUACCAGGGUCGCGAGACAGGACCAGAAAGAGGAGAUUUUUGGCAUUUUUUAGCUUUAGGUUGAACAGAAUCUAGUGAACCUAGACUUCACUUUAUUGAUUAGAAACAUUUUAUAGAGGACAGCAUCAUGUUCAGCUGGGUCAAUAAGGAACAGGGUGGAAGGAGCAAAGAAGGCGAUGUGUUUCAAACGGUCACAGAAGGCCUUCAGAGUCUUUAUAAUAAAAAAUUACUGCCAUUGGAAGAAACCUAUCUUUUCCACGAUUUCCACUCGCCAGCACUGGAAGAAGCAGAUUUUCAAAGCAAACCGAUGGUUCUUCUGGUGGGACAAUAUUCGACAGGGAAGACCACUUUUAUAAGGUAUCUUCUGGAGCAGGAUUUUCCAGGUAUGCGCAUUGGCCCAGAGCCAACGACGGACGGCUUCAUCGCUGUGAUGUAUGGGGAGAAUGAGGGAGUGGUCCCCGGUAACGCCCUGGUUGUGGACCCCAAAAAACCCUUCCGCAAGCUCAAUGCCUUUGGAAAUGCCUUCCUGAACAGGUUCAUCUGUUCUCAGAUGCCCAACCAGGUCCUACAGAGUAUCAGCAUCAUCGACACGCCUGGGAUCCUGUCUGGGGAGAAGCAGCGCAUUAGUAGAGGUUAUGACUUCUCGGAGGUUCUGCGCUGGUUUGGAGAACGAGUGGACCGCAUCAUCCUCCUUUUCGAUGCUCACAAGUUAGACAUAUCGGACGAGUUCUCUGAGGCUAUUAAGGCGUUCCGGGGACAGGACGACAAGAUCCGCGUGGUACUGAACAAAGCGGACCAGGUGGACACCCAACAGCUGAUGCGGGUCUACGGCGCCCUCAUGUGGUCGCUAGGAAAGGUCAUAAACACUCCAGAGGUCGUCAGGGUCUACCUGGGGUCGUUCUGGGCCAAGCCGCUUCAGAACACCGACAACCGGCGCUUGUUCGAGGCCGAGACGCAAGACCUUUUCCGAGACAUCCAGAGUCUGCCACGGAACGCCGCCUUGCGCAAACUCAAUGACCUCAUCAAAAGAGCUCGGCUUGCCAAGGUCCAUGCUUACAUUAUAAGCCACCUGAAGAAGGAAAUGCCCUCUCUGUUUGGGAAAGAAAAGAAAAAGGAGGAGCUGAUCGCUCGACUGCCUGAAAUUUACCUCAUGCUGCAGAGGGAGCACCACAUCUCCCCAGGAGAUUUCCCCAACGUCACCAAGAUGCAGGAGCAACUUCAGCACUAUGACUUCAGCAAAUUCCCCUCGCUCAAGAUGAAGCUGAUUGAAUCCGUGGACAAGAUGCUGUCCAAUAAGAUCGCGGGUCUUAUGACCAUGAUCCGAGAGGAAGAAAGUAAGCAGCCAACGCAGAUGGUGACCGGAGGUGCGUUCGAAGGCUCGGAGGACGGUCCGUUCGGCCACGGUUACGGAGAGGGAAUCAGCGCCGGAGUGGACGCAGAGGACUGGAUCGUGAGCCGCGAUAAACCGCGAUACGACGAGAUCUUCUACACCCUGAUGCCCAUCAACGGCAAGGUGACGGGGGUCAACGCCAAGAAGGAGAUGAUGAACUCGCGCCUGCCGAACACGGUGCUCGGAAAGAUCUGGAAGCUGGCCGACUGCGACAAGGACGGGAUGCUGGACGACGAGGAGUUUGCUUUGGCGCAGCAUCUGAUAAAGAUCAAGCUGGAAGGGUUCGAACUCCCCAGCGAACUGCCGCCCCACCUAGUGCCCCCCUCACACAGGAAGAACGUGACCGCCGAUAUCCUGUACAACCACCAGGAGGACUGAGGCACCGAGCGGUCUGCCGUCGCUCGGGGACCUGUCUGCGUCUCCUCCUUAAAAAACCCUAAAGAAACCCUGCGGUUUCCAAAUGAACUUAUUUAAGUUACUUCGAAAUAUAUUAUAACUGAUAGCUUUUCCUUUGACCAGGGCCCAAAACACACUCACAUGACACAUCUUAAACACGCCGUUAGGGCGAUUAGUGACUGUGCCGCUCAAAUACUCGUGUUUAGAUUCAUAUGUCUGUAUGAACAAGCGUUACAAUGCCUUUGGAGGCAUAGAAUUGUAGUUCCCCUAUUUGAAAUGCUACAUUUUUGUCUUUUAAUUUACAGUGGGCAGUUAUUCACAUUUGUAAGUCAUGUUCUCAGUGUAACAGAACCAUGUUAACCAGGGAGGCUAUGCCAGCCAUCUUUUCACACUGUGAGCUUUGUGGUAGUGUUAGCUUACAAUGCUUGGAGGAGAGUGCUGUUCUCUCAAGGUCCACCACUCUGAGGUAACCUGAUAUUUUGUGUGUCACAUAGCAACGAGCAGGAGACUCAAGGCAUUCGGUGGGACUCUAGGCGACAGAGUGUAGUACAACUGGGAAUCCAACCCCGGAAUCCCAAGUGUGUCGGCAAAACAUUUUGAAAACAAAAGUGUAAGGAUGGGUAUAGUCCUAGAGGUCGACACAGAUAUACUUCUUAUGCCGCGAGUUUGAUUUAUGUUUGAGGGAAUGUUUCACUGCCUAAAAUUAGAGCAUAAAUAUUUUUUUAUUAAAUAGGAAAAGACAUAUGCAUAAAUAUUUGGAUAUUUUAUUCAAAAGUGAACACCUAUAUAUGAUUUGAAGAUCGAUGUCAGGGCUUCAAAAGUACAGAAAUCAGAGAGUGUUAUCCUUUUUUUUCCUGUUUGUAAACCACGUAUGUUUAAUGGUCCGGAAUUAACAUUAUACCAGAGACUAAACACAAGGUUUCUGUGUUUAUUGUAUGAUUGGAGAAUAUUUCUUUUUUUUUUUUUAAUGUGUAUCAAAAUGCAUUUAAGGUUUUAAAGGCAAAAUGCAUGUUCAAAUGGUGGGCACGCGCCGUCACCCGUGUAAGAACGAGCACGUUUUUGGUUUGGGGCAUGGUAUGUAUUUUUGUAUGGAUUAUGCAUCAGAGAAUUGUGUGUUUACCUGUAGUCAUAGUGUGGCACCACCUGUAAUCAAUUAUGUCAGUACUGUACAUUUCAAUUGUGCAAUAUUUAUCUGUUCUGCGUUUCGUGAAGAAAGCAUUCCAUUUCAUCGAGCUCUUGAUAUAUAGCCAGCUCUUCCGGAGUAAAUUUAGAUCGAGAAAUCGUUUCUCAGUCAUCAUGGCUUUAGUCAGAAAAACCACAGAGGAGGAACUAGGAGUUCUCUCAAUCAGAAUGAUGAAUUCAUCCUGUGUGGUGAUUUUUU
Molecule: messenger RNA, 3175 nt
Organism: Chanos chanos (milkfish)
Lineage: Eukaryota; Metazoa; Chordata; Actinopteri; Gonorynchiformes; Chanidae
Gene: ehd4
Product: EH-domain containing 4
Exons: 6
Coding region: 136-1776 (546 amino acids)
Biological process (GO): endocytosis; endosomal transport
Cellular component (GO): plasma membrane; cytoplasm
Molecular function (GO): GTP binding; calcium ion binding; protein binding
Source: RefSeq, a predicted model, not a curated record